This is a messenger RNA of Seriola dumerili (greater amberjack), 1514 nucleotides long. RefSeq names its product general transcription factor IIF subunit 2-like. The coding region runs from base 27 to 839 and encodes 270 amino acids. Gene Ontology annotation, cellular component: transcription factor TFIIF complex. The transcript has 9 exons. Gene Ontology annotation, biological process: transcription initiation at RNA polymerase II promoter; transcription by RNA polymerase II. NCBI's taxonomy places the organism in Eukaryota, Metazoa, Chordata, Actinopteri, Carangiformes, Carangidae. The record is from RefSeq and is a predicted model, not a curated record.
UGCAUUGAGAAGCAUCGUCUUAAAACAUGUCAGAGAAAGGAGAAGUUGAUCUAACUGGUGCCAAGCAGAACACGGGUGUAUGGCUUGUAAAGGUACCCAAAUAUCUCUCUCAGCAAUGGGCAAAAGCGACUGGCAGAGGAGAGGUCGGGAAACUCAGAAUCUGCAAGAAGGGGAACCAAGGAAAACCAGAGGUCAGUUUCACUUUGAAUGAAGAGCUGACUGUGAUUCAGGGUAUAGAAGACAAAACAGUGUCUGCGCCCCGAGACCACCCGUUCACCAUGCAGUCAGUGGGAGGUCAGAUGUUGGCAGUCUUCACAGAAACUUCAUCAGGCCAGUCAGAAGAGAGAUCUGAUGGCAGCAGCUCAGGUUCGGGGGCGGGGGCAGGUCCAGAUAAAAUAGCCUUGGAGGGAGUGGUGGUACAGAGAGCAGAGUGCAGACCUGCUGUUAGUGAAAGCUAUAUGAGACUAAAGAGGUUACAAAUAGAAGAGUCCUCUAAGCCAGCCAGGCUGUCACAACAGUUGGAUAAAGCUGUCACCAGCAACUACAAACCUGUGGCCAACCAUGCUUACAAUCUUGAGUAUGAGCGGAAAAAGAAGGAGGAGGGCAAGAGAGCAAGAGCUGACAAACAGCAGGUGUUGGACAUGCUGUUUUCUGCUUUUGAGAAGCACCAGUACUACAACAUCAAAGACCUGGUGGAUAUCACGAAACAGCCUGUGAGUUACUUGAAGGAAAUCUUGCGAGAUAUUGGCAUCUACAAUGUGAAGGGAACACACAAAAAUACCUGGGAGCUCAAGCCAGAGUACCGACAUUACCAAGGCGAGGAAAAGACUGACGAGUAGUUUCUGACCCUUUGAAAGGUCGAUGCACCACCUCUUCAUUUGACAGAGGUCCCCCCCCCAGGUCGGGCCUUGGAGCUCACCCCUGAUUUCCUUACAAUCAGGUCCCAAAACACACCAGAUGAUGAGGUCAAGCAAAGAUUGAAUUUUACAAGGAGAGGUUGUUGUAUCUUCUUAUUUUGUAGGAGACAAAAAGGAGGGACAGUGGGAAACAACUUGAGGUUUAUGCUCAAGUGCACACCAUCAUAGCUCCUGUAAGGCCUCAAGGUAAAAGCCCCCUGGUAUUUGACUUAGUUGUUUUGUCUGUCAGAGGCAUAGGGUGUAGUAUUUAAUGAAGCAAAAGAUGUGUUUAUGAACUCUCGUUCUUAGCAUUGAAUUAUUUUUCUAAUGUUUUGACAAGUAUAUCCAGAGGGAAGGAGCUUAAUGUUUAAUGGAUAAAUGUUAACAAAGGAAGGAUGUGACACUGGUAAUGGCCCUCACCACUGAACUGAUGUGUUGAGGUUUCUUUUUCUACAUGUGUAAUGUUUUUUUAGAAAUACAAAUUAACAGGUUUCCCCACCAUGACUUGCAUUGGCAAAAUUUUAAAAUCUACACCAUUGCUGUUGUGUGUUAUGUUAACUGUUAAUUUUAAAGUGUUUUACAUUUGAUUGACUUAUGCAAUAAAUGUUUCAAUAGUAA